Molecule: messenger RNA, 1068 nt
Organism: Nanorana parkeri
Lineage: Eukaryota; Metazoa; Chordata; Amphibia; Anura; Dicroglossidae
Gene: MED7
Product: mediator complex subunit 7
Exons: 2
Coding region: 42-722 (226 amino acids)
Biological process (GO): regulation of transcription by RNA polymerase II
Cellular component (GO): mediator complex
Molecular function (GO): transcription coregulator activity
Source: RefSeq, a predicted model, not a curated record
GAGCCGGGUGUGUGGUUUAAGGCUGCAGGUCACACUUCAUCAUGGGAGAGCCUCAGCAAGUGAGUGCUUUGCCGUUACCGCCGGUGCAGUACAUCAAAGAGUUCACUGACGAAAAUGUCCGCAAGGGUUUGGUCCCCAAGCCGCCAGCGCCCGUCAAGGACAGCUACAUGAUGUUUGGUAACCAGUUCCAAUGCGAUGACAUCAUCAUCCGCCCCCUGGAGAGCCAGGGCAUCGAGCGGCUGCACCCUCAGCAGUUCGACCACAAAAAGGAACUGAGGAAACUCAACAUGUCCAUUCUGGUCAACUUCCUGGACCUACUGGACGUCUUGAUACGAAGUCCCGGAAGUAUAAAGCGGGAGGAGAAGCUGGAGGAUAUGAAACUUCUGUUCGUUCACAUGCACCACCUCAUCAACGAAUACCGACCCCACCAAGCCCGCGAGACCCUGAGGGUGAUGAUGGAGGUGCAGAAGAGACAGCGUCUAGAGACCGCAGAGAGGUUCCAGAAGCAUCUCGAGAGGGUGGUAGAGAUGAUCCAGAACUGUUUGGCCUCGUUACCUGAUGAUCUGCCCCUGCCUGACAGCGACGUCACUGUUAAGACUGAACGUGUAGAAGAGCCUUGUUCUGACCACAAGGACACGCCCACAGAGGCUACCUGUUCAGCCAGAGAGGCAGCGGUAGACAAAGAUGCAGCCAUGUGUGUUAUCAUUGAUGAGAUGACAUAGGGGAUAUUUCUAAUGUUUUCAUGUUUCAGGACCUUGGCCAGAGUUUUUGGGUCCCGACAAAUAUUUGUCACCUCCUCAGAUACUCAGGUGUCCACCAUACUUCUCUUGAGGACUCCUUAGUGAGGCUACGACGUAUGUACUUAGGCAAUAUGGAAACAAUGUUUCAGGGAACCAUUGUUCUGCUCUCAGGAAUGUAUUUCUACCUUUUAUUAUUGAUAAGUUCAUUUGCAUUCUGUUUGCCAAGAAGUAUUUCCUGUUUUCUGUUUGGCAUCCAGCGGGAGGUGUCCUUGUCUAUAAGUUUGUUAAUGUUAUUCGGUUCUUAUUUGCAGAAGUAAAAUGCUUUGCU